AUGAAUAAAAUAAAUGUAAUUUUUGACGAGUUGAGACAAAAUGAAAUCGAUUUUGAUAAGCAGACUUUAUCGUUUCGUAUAAGUGCAAUUCUCGACCACCAUCGAGAUCUAUAUCGUGCAGUGAAUGCUCUUGGUCUAAACCUUGACCAAGUCCAUAGAGAAAUAAAUAUGACAAACUUUGGUCGCAUUUUUGCGUAUUUAGCGUUAGUUUGUGUGCAAAGUGACACCGAGGAAAGCGUUCGAGAACAUGUCCGAAAAACUGUCGAGGCCUUUCGAACUUUUCAUAUCCCAAAGGCGAAAAGGAAUAAUAAACCACCAAUUUUAAUAGCGCUCUCACUUACACUAAUAGCUUUAUAUGUCAGUCUAUGAUUGCUGACUGGUUCAUUUCGUUCUAACCUCUGAGGUGAAAGGAUGCCCUGUUGUGGUAAAAGUCUUCCAGAAAUUUCCCUCCGAGACAUCUUUCGGAAAGUGCGUUGUAUUUCUGCUUGCUGUGGAGGGACAAUUGUAAUUCAAGCCUCAGACAUUGAUGGCAGAAAAGUAACUGAGCCAAAUCUAUUACAAUCCGGAAAGUCCCGCAAGUUUUGGUGGCGUAGAUUCAAUUUACCGUGUUGUAAAAGACGAAGGCAAACAUCAGAUAUCGCGGAAUAAAAUACGACUAUGGCUACAAAAGCAAGACACAUAUACUUUACAUAAACCUGUAAGAUAUCGUUUCAAACGGAACCGUGUCAUUGUAGGCGCAAUUGACGAGCAAUGGGAGGCGGAUCUUGUGAUUAUGGACUCGAUAAGCAAAUACAAUAAUGGCUUUAAGUACAUUUUAACUGUAAUCGAUGUACUUAGCAAAUAUGCGUGGGCUGAACCGAUAAAAACAAAGACUGGAGAAAAUCUUGUUAAAGCCUUUGAGAAAAUACUUAAAAAGGGUCGAAAGCCUGAAACGUUUCACACCGACAAAGGGACAGAGUUUAUGAAUCGAAAGUUUCAAGCCUUUUUGAAGAAACAUAACAUCCGGUUUUUCACGACGCAAAACGAGACCAAGGCAUCGAUUGUCGAAAGGUUUAAUCGUACGCUCAAGACGAAAAUGUGGAAAUACUUUACAGCGAAGAACACGCUCAAGUACGUGGACAUUCUCCAGAAACUGGUAAAAUCUUAUAAUCAUUCGAGACAUCGUAGUAUUGGUAUGAGGCCUGUUGAUGUAAAUGAAGACAACGAGAGCAUUGUGUGGCAAAAACGUUAUGGAGAAGAGUCAGACAAACCCGUUCGGUUUAAGUUUAACAUUGGCGAUCAAGUACGAAUCGGCAAAGCAAGGCGCACAUUUAAGAAAGGAUACUUACCUAGUUGGACCGAGGAAGUGUUUACGAUAACCAAACGU
Messenger RNA from Paramuricea clavata, 1366 nucleotides. Lineage: Eukaryota; Metazoa; Cnidaria; Anthozoa; Malacalcyonacea; Plexauridae. The record is from the annotation of a GenBank genome assembly.